Colossoma macropomum (tambaqui) is the source of this 6331-nucleotide messenger RNA. It is a transcript of the gene kdm5c, whose product is annotated as lysine (K)-specific demethylase 5C. Bases 498 to 5267 code for a protein of 1589 amino acids. The record is from RefSeq and is a predicted model, not a curated record. Gene Ontology annotation, biological process: chromatin remodeling. NCBI's taxonomy places the organism in Eukaryota, Metazoa, Chordata, Actinopteri, Characiformes, Serrasalmidae. Gene Ontology annotation, cellular component: nucleus. The transcript is spliced from 28 exons. Gene Ontology annotation, molecular function: histone demethylase activity; DNA binding.
CCCAGGCGGAAGGAUGGAACAACGGCGUGUCCAUGCAGUCGUAUGCGUUUCCUGAAGCUUUGAUCGAUGGAUCUUGAGGGGUUGUGCUUAGGCUGUGAUGAAAAACCCAAAAUGGCGUGUAGCUUAGACAGGAUGAACGGGGGGUAGUUCUCAAAGAACAAACCUAGCCAUAACGACGUCUAGGAGCUUGUGUAUGUACCAGGUCAAAUAGCAGAAGUGCCCAAAUUGGUGUGACGGGUAGUAAAAAGGUCAGCUCACCGAAUACCGUGUAUGAGCACCGCCACCGAGAGCCGGAGCGCUGGGAUGGGCUGAGAGCGCGGAGGCCGCAGAUGUGCAGCCGCCCUGAGAGCGACCCACAGCCGAACAAUAGAGUCUGUGAUCAGCCGAGACAGUGACACGGCCCGGAUAUUACUUUUUCCCUCACAAAAACUGGGUCAGCUUUCGCUUUGAAGCAACACCAGAGCGGAUUUGAAGACGCACACAGACGAAGUGGCGGAAUGGCAAUGGAGGGAGGGGACGAGUUUGUUCCGCCUCCAGAGUGUCCAGUGUUUGAGCCUUCAUGGGAGGAGUUUGCAGAUCCGCUUGGUUACAUCGCCAAGAUCCGUCCAAUCGCAGAGAAGUCUGGAAUAUGCAAAAUUCGCCCUCCCCCAGACUGGCAGCCACCCUUUGCUGUGGAGGUGGACAAUUUUCAUUUUACGCCUCGUAUACAGAGACUUAAUGAACUGGAGGCUGAGACCAGAGUAAAGCUGAAUUAUCUGGACCGAAUUGCAAAGUUUUGGGAAAUUCAGGGAUCCUCCCUCAAAAUCCCUCACAUAGAGCGACGCAUUCUGGAUCUCUUCAGCUUGGCUAAGAUUGUCACAGAGGAGGGAGGCUUUGAGACGGUCUGUAAGGAAAGGCGAUGGGCUCGUGUGGCCCAGAAGCUUGGUUACCCACCUGGGAAAAACAUCGGCUCCCUCCUGAGGUCACACUACGAGAGGAUCGUCUAUCCUUUCGAGAUGUUCCAGUCUGGUGCCAGCCUACCGCCAUGUAAGCCCAGGCCAUAUGAAAGUGACGAUGUGGAUAAGGAGUAUAAACCUCACUCCAUCCCCCUCCGCCAGUCAGUCCAGCCUUCAAAGAUGAGCAGUUAUGGACGGCGAGCCAAUCGCCUGCAGCCUGAGGGUCCAGAGGAUCCAACCCACCACCCUCUUACCACUGGCUCUCAACACAUCUCCUCGCCGGAGCCCACUGAGGAGGACAUAGAGAAGAAUCCUGAACUGAAAAAGCUGCAGAUCUAUGGAGCUGGACCCAAGAUGAUGGGCCUUGGCCUGGUGCCACGAGACAAGGCUAGGAAAAAAGACGAACUCCCCCAGACAGUGAUAGUUAAGGACGGCAGUGCUCCUGGCACCAUUAAAGAAGAAGCAGGAGAGAUCCAAGUCACAAGGUCAGACUCGGACAUACCCCCGCCGCCUCCAAACCUCAUUGUUAAGGAUGAGGUGAAGAAAAAGGAGGAGGGCGGUGCAGAUGACCUUGAUGGCUCUGGUAAAGAUGAGCCCUGCACAAAGAUGACCAUGAGGCUCCGACGCAACAUCACCAACCCACAGUUUGUGGACUCGUUUGUGUGCCGAAUGUGUGGCCGUGGGGACGAGGACGAGAAGCUGCUGCUAUGUGAUGGUUGUGAUGAUAAUUAUCACACCUUCUGCCUCCUGCCUCCUCUCUCAGACCCUCCCAAGGGCAACUGGCGAUGUCCCAAAUGUGUGGCAGAGGAGUGUAAGAAACCUGCCGAGGCAUUUGGCUUUGAGCAGGCCACACGAGAAUACACGUUACAGAGUUUCGGUGAGAUGGCAGACACGUUCAAGGCUGAUUACUUCAACAUGCCAGUUCAUAUGGUGCCGACGGAGCUGGUUGAGAAGGAGUUUUGGCGGUUGGUUAGCAGUAUUGAGGAGGACGUAACUGUAGAAUAUGGAGCCGACAUUCACUCAAAAGAGUUUGGGAGUGGCUUUCCUGUCAACAAUGGCAAGAGACAUUUAUCAGAGGAAGAGGAGGAGUAUGCUCGCAGUGGCUGGAAUCUGAAUGUGAUGCCAGUGUUGGAGCAGUCAGUAUUGUGCCACAUCAAUGCAGACAUUUCAGGCAUGAAGGUGCCGUGGCUGUAUGUGGGCAUGGUGUUCUCAGCCUUCUGCUGGCACAUUGAAGACCACUGGAGUUACUCCAUCAACUAUUUACACUGGGGGGAGCCCAAGACGUGGUAUGGUGUUCCGUCAGUAGCAGCAGAGAAGCUAGAGGAAGUCAUGAAGAAACUCACUCCUGAACUCUUUGAAUUCCAGCCUGACUUGCUUCAUCAACUCGUCACCAUCAUGAACCCUAAUAUACUCAUGGCUCAUGGAGUACCGGUUGUGCGUACCAAUCAGUGUGCAGGAGAGUUUGUCAUCACUUUCCCUCGAGCAUAUCACAGUGGCUUUAAUCAGGGAUAUAACUUUGCUGAAGCCGUCAACUUCUGCACUGCAGACUGGCUGCCUACAGGGCGUUCUUGUAUUGAGCAUUAUCGCCGCCUCCGCCGUUACUGCGUGUUCUCUCACGAGGAACUUACCUGUAAGAUGGCUGCCUGCCCAGAGAAGCUGGACCUGAACCUUGCUGCCGCCACUCACCGGGAGAUGUUCAUCAUUGUCCAGGAGGAGAGGAAACUCCGCAAGGCCCUGCUAGAGAAGGGUGUAACAGAAGCGGAACGAGAGGCAUUUGAGUUGUUGCCGGAUGACGAGAGACAGUGUGAUAAGUGUAAGACCACCUGCUUCCUCUCAGCCCUGGCUUGCACCAACUGCACAGAGCGCCUUGUCUGCCUGUACCACACGCAAGACCUCUGCUCCUGCCCCACAGACAAACUCUACCUCAGGUAUCGGUACACUCUGGACGAGCUAUUGGCCAUGCUGCACAGGCUGAAGGUUCGGGCCGAGUCCUUUGACUCUUGGGCCAACAGAGUGAAGGAAGCUCUUGAGCAAGAGGAUGGCAACAAAAUAGGCAUUAAAGAUCUGGAAGUGUUAAAGGAGGAAGCGGCCGAACGCAAGUUUCCAGACAACGAGCUGCUCCAGCGGCUCUCGGGUGUUAUGGAUGACAUUCACAGGUGCCAGAGCAGGAGCACAGAGCUCCUGAACGGCAGCCAGACCAGCAGGAUGAGCCUGCAGGACCUUCGGACAUUGGUGGAGACUAUGCACAACUUGCCCUGUGUCAUUGAGCAGCUGGGGGAGGUGCAGACUGUAUUACAGAAAAUCGAGGCGUUUGAUUCCCGUGCCCAAGCGCUGGUGAACAGCAGUGGAGAUGAGUGGAAAAAGGCUUCUCCUUCUCCUCCAGCAGCGGAUAUUAAGGCCUUGCUUGAGGAGGGCGCUCUGCUGCCAGUAGUGGCCCCAGCAUGUGAGCUGCUGGCUGGACUCCAGGAGCAGGGUCGCUGGCUGGAACAGGUGCGACGAACGCUGGGGCCUGAAGGUGGAGAGGUGACUCUAGCAGUGCUCAGGAAUCUGAUGGAGGCUGGCUGCAACGUACCGCAGAGUGUGAGUGUGGAGACGGCCAUGGCAGAGCUGCAGGAACUGCUGACCAUUGCUGAGCGCUGGGAGGAAAAGGCCCAGAUUUGCUUGGAACACAGGCAGAAGCAUCCUCUCUCCACAUUGGAGGCCAUAGUGAAUGAGGCCCAGCUGAUCCCGGUGCAGUUGCCCAACAUCCUGUCUCUGCAGGCCUGCUUGAGCCGGGCCCGUGCCUGGGUCACUGACCUGGAGGAAAUCCAGAAUGGUGAGCACUACCCAUGCCUGGAUGACCUGGAGGGCCUGGUGGCCAUCGGCCGGGACCUGCCUGUGCGGAUGGAGGAGCUGCGACAGCUGGAGCUACAGGUGGCCAGCGCUCACUCCUGGAGAGACAAGGCCAGCAAGACGUUUUUGAAGAAAAGCAGUCAGCACAGUUUGCUAGAGGUGUUGUGUCCACGUGUGGAGAAGAGUAAGAAAAGGGAGGAGGACUGUGUAAGCUCAGGAGCAGACUCUGAUGUCAAUGUGCUGGGCCUCACUGCUCAGGACCUCAGAGACCCAGGAGCCAUUGUGAUGGCAUUCAAAGAGUGUGAGCGGCAGGAGAAAGAGGCACUCCUUUGCCUGCAGCAGCUGAAUCUGGCCAAACCCGGUCCAGAAUGCACCAACGGGGACACAGAGCCCAGAGACAUCAAACAAGAGCGGAGGUGGAGCGACUCCAUGGACUCUGACACGCCCCUCCCCUAUGUUAACCCCCAGCAGAACGGUGGCUCCUCCCCUUCGCAUACAACCAGCCAAUUGGUGUGCGUGUGUGGUGGUCCUCCCCGGCCGUUAGUCCACCGCUGCCAUCUGUGCAAAGACUGGUUCCAUGGAGGCUGUGUGCCCUUCCCCUCUGUACUGGGCCCUGCUGAGGCCCCCCUCACCAACAUUCUCUGCUGGUGGGACUGGGACACGCGCUUUCUGUGCCCACGGUGCCAGCGCUCGCGGCGCCCGCGGCUAGAGACCAUCCUAGCCCUGCUGGUGGCUCUGCAGAGGCUGCCGGUGCGUCUACCUGAGGGGGAGGCCCUCCAGUGCCUCACUGAAAGAGCCAUCAACUGGCAGGGCCGAGCCAAACAGGCUCUGGAGACUCCGGAAAUACAAGGGCUGCUGCAGAGACUGCAAGAACUCAAAGAGACUGAGAUUAAGGAGGAAAAGGAGGAGCAGCAACAGCAGCAGCAGCAGGAGGAGGAGGAAGAAGAAAAGAAAGGGAACAAGGAGGAGGUAAUCGUACUGUCGGACUCAGAGGAAGCAGAAGAUGGUGUGAUAGACUUGACAGAAGAGGGUGACUUGGCGAAAAAGGACAAAGAGAAAGCUGCUAAUGGAAUACAGUCUGGCUGUGAAAAUGGCCUAAAGAAGCCAGACAUUCACAACAUAGCAGGGGUUGAGUCUCUGGUGCCAUUGGUACCUUGUCUUAAAGGGCCAGUAAUUGAACUGGCCCCCUCAACCAGAGCGCAGUUAGAGGAGCUGCAGCUAGAGGGCGACAUACUAGAGGUUACGCUAGACCAGACUCAAACCAUCUACAGACUCCUGCAAGCAGCAUCACCGCCGCCACGCCAGACUCUACUCACACUUAUACAGAUCGAGCUGCAGGAGCAGAAGCGCUCAGGUCGCGGCAGUAGGGCAAAGGACUCUCGGAAGAAAAGGAAGAGUCAGAGAGCUGAAGGAGGACCCAAGCCCACCGAGGCCUCAGAGUCCAAGAAAGCACGAUCUGUCAACCACACACCUGCACACAUGCACCAGGAGAUUUUGUGAUGAGUUGGUUUGGUGACCUGUGGAAGAGGAUCAUGGUGGAACGAAGACCCACAGAAGAACAGUUCAGAAAAUCAGACUGGGCCAAAGAAGCACCCAGACAGCAGAGGAGAUUACACACUCAUUCUUUCCACUUACUGAGUUCAGACACACCUACUGCCCAUGACAAACUUGCUCAUUUCAUUUCUCUCAUUCACACUCCUUCCAUUGGCACCGUUUAACUACUGCACUCCCUCCUCGUCUAUGUCCAUUAUCAUGCUUUCACUCGCACCCCUCAUGCCAACCUACUCAUCCUCCAUUACUCUCUGUAUGCAGGGCUGAUCAGUCUGUGGCAGUUCCCCUCCCCUUCUCUGUCUGCUGCUUUCCAGUGGGGAUUACUGGGAAUUUGCCCUCUGGCCCGGCUGUCCAUCUGUCUGUACUGUUUAAACUGUACCAAACAGUGCUGAACCCACCAAACGCCAGCUCACUGUCCUGCAUAAUGUGACAUAGUCUAGCUACACACACACACUGGUUUGGUGGCGUCGGAUAUACAAAGAGGAGUGUGGCACAGUUGCCAUGACAGUACUUGUAUUUUUUAUGUAUUGAGUCUCGUGUUUUGUUGAGGCUGUUGAGGGAGACUCUGUUUUUGAAUAAACUAGUAGAUUAUUUUGGGAAGUGUGAAAAAUAAAAAGGAAAAAAAAGAAGAAAAAAAGGGGGCAUUUGAGUUUUGGUGCUACUUUCCCAAAAUAGGUCACUGCAUAUUAUUCCUCUCUAUCUACUGACAUUAAUUUUAAUCAUUUCAAUUCUUUUACUUUCCCUUGAUGCUUCUGUUUUGUCUUGUUCUGCUGUCUCUUUUUCUCCCACCUUUUCUUCCCUUCCCCAAAGUCCAAGGAACUGUACAAACACCUCACUGUAACUCGCUUUAUCUCCAUUUUAUUUUGUCCCUGGGUUCUAAUAAUUAUAUUAUUAUUAUUGGUAUUGCAGACAAGCAAUUGUUGUGAGUUUGUGUAUAAACAUUUUCAUUUCAAUGUUGCCUUUGUUUUCUUUUCACUCUUGUUAGAGAAUAAAAGUUUAGAAUUGUUUUAGGA